AUAUUAUAGUAUUGUUAUGCAACAUUAUUAUGUAUUUCUUUAGUAUGUUUUGCGUUUUUGAUGCUUAUAACUGUCUUUCUCAAGUCUUUAGGUUUGUCAUUGUCGUUUAAAAAUUUCAGGGGGAAACAAUGACAACUGUGAGUUAAAUAGACUUUUAGCACAGAAGCAGCAGCUGUGAACCCCGCCGGCUCUGACAACCCCCUCUAUUUAUCAGCUGCGUGUGCACCGACCCCAAGGGCCUACUCGCUAAUUAGCAUAUCACAAUAUGCUCUGGUCUUAAAGGAGCAUUUCGCCCAAGAAUUACAAUUUUGUCAUUUACUCAUCCUCAUUUUGUUCCAAAAAUAUAGGACUUUCUUUACUUAAAAUGCUAUUUGCACUUACAAAAAUCUGUGGCAUUUGAAGUGCAUUGAAAUAUUGUCCUCGCUAGGCCACUUCCUGCGGAGGGUGACAUGGACUCCUCCUGCACCCUGAACGAGGGGAGAACUUCUCCCCCAAACUCUCUCCUCAUUGGUGGAGCCGGAGGAGGCGGAGCUCACCGGAAGCGUCGCACGCUGGUGGCCCCGGAUAUGAACUUGUCGUUGGACCAGAGCGAAGGGUCCUUGCUCUCCGAUGACUUCCUGGAUACGCCUGAUGAUCUGGAUAUUAACGUGGAUGAUAUCGAGACGCCCGAUGAGACAGAUUCGCUUGAGUUCAUUACCAACGGCAACGACCUGGAGUGGGAGGAUGAUACACCCAUCGCCUCAGCCAAAGCGCCUCCUGCUGACAGCAACGCUGAUGGAGAAGGUGUGGACGGGAAGGGUGUCAACGGGCGUUUGUGGAGGACCGUGAUCAUUGGUGAACAGGAACAUCGGAUCGACAUGCAGGUCAUACAGCCCUAUCUGCACGUCAUAUCGCAUGGAGGGUACUAUGGCGAAGGCUUGAAUGCCAUCAUUGUGUUCACGGCUUGUUACCUUCCUGACAGCAGCUGCCCAGAUUACCAUUACCUGAUGGAAAACCUCUUUCUGUAUGUGGUGAGCAGUCUGGAGAUGCUGGUGGCUGAGGAUUACCUGAUCAUCUUCAUGAACGGAGGAACGCCGCGGAGUAAGAUGCCUGGCAUUAGCUGGCUCAAGAAGUGCUAUCAGAUGAUCGACAGAAGACUGAGGAAAAACCUGAAAUCUCUGAUUAUCGCUCAUCCGUCCUGGUUUAUCCGGACUGUCAUCGCAAUUUCCAAACCCUUCAUCAGCGUGAAGUUCAUGAAUAAGAUCCGUUAUGUGCACAGUCUGGAAGAGCUGGAAAAGAUUGUUCCUAUGGAUCAUAUCCAGAUCCCAGAGUGUGUCUUACAAUUUGAAGAGGGAAGAAUGAACGCUAGAAAAGAGAGAAUGGAGCAGGAACAGAAAGAGCAGCAGCAUCAAGACCAGCAACGGAAGCCCGUCAAUCCAGAGACGACAACAGCGAUUGAAGAACCUGGACUCUGAGCGGACGAGCUUGAAUUUUUUUUUUUGUUGCUGAUCUUGGACCAUUUUUCAUAUUCCCAAAUUAUAUAUUAAUACGCAUAUCAGAUGACUCGAAACUGGUCUCAGAUCAGCAACAAAGUGGAAACUUUAAUCAAAAGUUGGAGGGUGAGAAGGCCAGCUGCUCUCGCUUUCGUCUGCAAAGGCACAAUUUUAAAAAAAGCAUCUCCAAAUCCACCAACAGACGGCACUACGCACAGAGAAAUGUCGCUGUUUUCGGUAGCAGGAUGACCAUCAUGCACAGUAGCCUCUUU
Sinocyclocheilus anshuiensis is the source of this 1744-nucleotide messenger RNA. RefSeq names its product caytaxin-like. Lineage: Eukaryota; Metazoa; Chordata; Actinopteri; Cypriniformes; Cyprinidae. Gene Ontology annotation, cellular component: cytoplasm. Gene Ontology annotation, biological process: apoptotic process. The record is from RefSeq and is a predicted model, not a curated record. Bases 450 to 1454 code for a protein of 334 amino acids. The transcript has 10 exons.